Lycium barbarum (goji berry) is the source of this 1743-nucleotide messenger RNA. RefSeq names its product acetyl-CoA acetyltransferase 2. NCBI's taxonomy places the organism in Eukaryota, Viridiplantae, Streptophyta, Magnoliopsida, Solanales, Solanaceae. The transcript has 14 exons. Bases 250 to 1494 code for a protein of 414 amino acids. The record is from RefSeq and is a predicted model, not a curated record. Gene Ontology annotation, biological process: fatty acid beta-oxidation. Gene Ontology annotation, molecular function: acetyl-CoA C-acetyltransferase activity.
GCAAUUGCUAAAUCAUUUUUAUCUGCUGACACCAUUUUAGCAGCUCUAUACUAUAAAUAGACAAACCCAAAAUCUCCACUAAAAAUUGAUUGAAACUUCAAAAAAGGACUAAGUAUUAACUUCUUUUGAUAAUCUUGUUUACUGUAAAGCUUUGCUACCUGAAAAAUUCACCAUUGAUCAUUGAUCAGAGUUCUGUAUUUGGAUUGUAUUCAUUUUUGGUUCUUGAAAGGAUCAUUUGGGUGAAAUCUAAUGGCAAAAAUGGUUGAUGAUUCCAUUAAACCUCGAGAUGUAUGCAUUGUGGGUGUUGCUCGAACGCCAAUGGGUGGUUUCCUUGGUUCACUUUCGUCUUUGUCUGCUACACAGCUUGGUUCUGUAGCAAUCCGAGCUGCUCUUAAGAGAGCAAAUGUAGACCCGUCCGUUGUUCAAGAGGUCUUCUUUGGAAAUGUUCUCAGUGCAAACUUAGGUCAAGCCCCUGCAAGACAGGCUGCCUUAGGAGCUGGAAUACCUAAUUCAGUGAUUUGCACGACCAUUAACAAAGUGUGUUCUUCAGGACUUAAAGCAACAAUGAUUGCAGCACAGACUAUACAAUCAGGAACCAAUGAUAUCGUUGUGACUGGUGGCAUGGAAAGCAUGUCUAAUGUACCGAAAUACCUAGCUCAAGCAAGAAAGGGGUCUCGGCUAGGGCAUGAUACUAUAGUAGAUGGCAUGCUAAAAGAUGGACUCUGGGAUGUCUAUAAUGAUUUCGGGAUGGGCGUCUGUGCAGAACUAUGUGCUGAUCAGUUUAAAAUCACAAGAGAAGAACAGGAUUCUUAUGCUAUUCAAAGCUUUGAGCGAGGAAUUUCUGCGCAACGUAGUGGUGCAUUUGCAUGGGAAAUAGUUCCGGUAGAAAUUUCUGGUGGAAGAGGGAGACCAUCUAGUGUUGUUGAUAAAGAUGAGGGUUUAUUAAAGUUUGAUGCCUCCAAACUGAAAAAGCUUAGACCAAGUUUCAAGGAGAAAGGAGGUUCUGUUACUGCAGGCAAUGCUUCCAUUAUAAGUGACGGCGCCGCAGCGUUAGUUCUAGUGAGUGGACAAAAGGCGCUUGAACUUGGAUUGCAAGUAAUCGGUAGGAUCAGAGGAUUUGCAGAUGCAGCUCAGGCACCUGAGUUAUUCCCGACAGCUCCAGCUCUUGCUAUACCCAAAUCAAUUAAGAAUUCUGGCCUUGAGUCAUCUCAAAUUGACUAUUAUGAAAUAAAUGAAGCGUUCGCUGUCGUGGCUCUCGCCAACCAAAGACUGCUCAAUCUUGAUUCGGGAAAACUAAAUGCACACGGUGGAGCUGUGUCAUUGGGACAUCCUUUAGGGUGCAGUGGAGCUAGGAUUCUGGUAACUCUUUUAGGGGUAUUGAAGCAAAAGAAUGGGAAGUUUGGUGUUGCUGGAAUCUGUAACGGGGGAGGAGGCGCAUCUGCCCUCGUUGUAGAGCUCAUGCCUGUACGGAUGGUGGCGCGUUCCUCGCUUUGAAACUGGAAAAUUUCUGUUGCACUGUCUGCAUCAACAUAGCGAGACGUCUAAAUCUUGUCCUUAAUUGUGGAAACUAUAUAAGCAAUGGUCUCGGGGUUUAACUUAUAUGCAAUGACAAUAUAAUUGAUUUAUGCACUAUCAGUGCAUUUUGACUUGUUAUAGCAGGUGUUAGUGUGUAUGUCAUAAGUUAUAUAGUGUCAGUGUGAGGAAGUUAAACUCGUAAUCUAAUAAUGCCAUGAAUUUGACAAA